Messenger RNA from Nicotiana attenuata, 501 nucleotides. RefSeq names its product DUF724 domain-containing protein 3-like. The transcript has a single exon. NCBI's taxonomy places the organism in Eukaryota, Viridiplantae, Streptophyta, Magnoliopsida, Solanales, Solanaceae. The coding region runs from base 1 to 501 and encodes 166 amino acids. The record is from RefSeq and is a predicted model, not a curated record.
AUGGCACCAAUUAGAGAUUUAGAGAAAAGCGAUUCAAGAAGGGCGAUGCUUUCAAAUGCAAUAAAAGCAAUAGCAUUCAAGAAACAGCAGGCACCAAAAACACCAUUUGAAAAGGGCGAUGAAGUUGAAGUAGCAAGUCAAGAAUAUGGCUACAUUGGCUCUUACUACACAGCAACUAUUGUUUCUUCCGUUGGCGCUUAUCAUUACAGAGUCAAGUACAAGACUCUGUUGACUGACGAUGAAUCUGCGCCACUAGAGGAGAUUGUCACUGUCGGCGAGAUCCGUUCCGUGCCCCCUCAACAUCCAGAAAUCAACUUCCGUUUGUACGGUAUAGUUGAUGCAUUUGACAACGAUGGUUGGUGGUUAGGGUUUAUUACUGGGAGAAUUGGGACAAAGUACAUUGUCUACUUCCCUACAACUGCGGAUGAAGUUGCAUAUCCUCCUGAGGUUUUGAGGUUUCAUCAAGAAUGGUAUAAUGGCAAGUGGGUUUUUUCCUAUUAG